AUGAAUUAUACUGCUCGUCGGAGUUACUCUAACUAUAUCACAUCAAAGAUAGUGCCUUUCAAAACUAUCUCAGGGGAAGUAUCUCAUUUACGAUCGUCACAAGUUCAACGAAUUCUUGCACCGCUGGUGGCUUUCGAUGAAAAUGGUGAUAUACCGCUUAGGGAAAGAAAUUCUUCAAGUUUCGUGUCUGCUCGUCCAGUUUCAUCGAACAGUCCUGUGGAAUAUUGCUGUGGUUUAUGUCUAUGGAAUCGAUUGCGACAAGAUUUUUGUCGAAUUUUUAUUCAAUUUUUAUUUUCACAAUUAGGUUUAUUUGUGCUUGUUUGUAUGUAUAUCGUUCUCGGCGGUUUUCUUUUCUAUGGAAUUGAAUCCAAGUAUGAAUUACGAAAGAAUGAACAAAUUAAAAUCAAACAUUUACACGGAAUACAUAAAAUUCGUCAGAUUGCAACCGACGAAUUCAAUUGGAUGUUAAAUGCCUCAUUUGAAUUACGUUAUGCACUUUGGCGUGGAAUGAUCUCGCGAUCAGAUGAAUACGACGAUUAUCGAUGGCGUGUCUACGUGCACAGUGAAAGAUUUGACCGAUUGAUUCAUAACGAACUCGCUCGAAUGCAAGCUGAUGAAGAGAAACUCUCUGAUAAGCAAGAUGAAUCUUCCGCUACUUCAUACGAUCAAAAAUGGACAUUCUCAACAGCCAUGCUUUAUUCUGCAACAGUUAUAACAACAGUGGGGUAUGGAAAUAUCACACCGAAAUCUAUGCUAGGCAAAAUGUUCACGUGUCUCUACGCUAUGCUUGGCAUUCCUAUAACAAUUAUGUAUUUGACCAAUACAAGUGAUCUACUUGUUUUCCUUUUUGUUAAAUAUUAUUCCAUGAUGUACAACUUCUUCCAUCGGUUAAUCAAACGAUUUCGUCGAUGGCGAAGAUCGCACCAGAGAAGACGAUCUGUGGAGAUUGAUGAUGAAGCAGCAGCAGCAGAACAUCGUGUACCAAUUUGGAUAGCAUUCAGCGUUCUUGUUUUAUAUUUAAUAGCUGGUGCUCUUCUGUUUUCUCAUUGGGAAGGAUGGUCGUAUGUCGAUGGUGCUUAUUUUUCGUUUAUCACAUUUACAACCAUUGGCCUAGGUGAUUUAGUUCCUGGCAAAGGAACGUUAACUGAGAACAAAAAUGGUAAAUCGGUUUUAUGUGCACUUUAUCUACUCUUUGGUCUCGCUCUAACAGCAAUGUGUUUCAAAUUGAUGCAAGAUGAUAUAUUCGAAUUGAGGCAACGCAUCUACUCAAAACUGGGAUUUUCGAUGUAUCGAAAUCAAUAUGUUUAUCAUAAUCGACGGCAACAUAUGCAAGCGCGUGCAAGUAGCACGUGA
Messenger RNA from Adineta ricciae, 1353 nucleotides. The record is from the annotation of a GenBank genome assembly. Lineage: Eukaryota; Metazoa; Rotifera; Eurotatoria; Adinetida; Adinetidae.